CACCUAUCACUCCAGCACAGCAACGUGCAUGACUUACUCCAGAUUACCAUCUUUCACCCCAAGAAUCGAGGGCAAGCUGCCGCCACUUCUCCUGAAACAUGUCCCAGCCUGACCACGGAUCACCAGAUCCUCAUGUGUCAUAUCUGGUGAACCACCAGUGGGCUCAUCCGAAUCUGUUCUAUAACUAUCAGAGGCUGGAAACACCAUUGAGCUUUCGACUUUUGCAAAUUGAACGUCCUGAUGACACGAACGCUCCGUGCCACUACUCGUUGAUUCAGACAACAUUCAAUCAAGCUCCCCCUUACGAGACUCUUUCCUAUGUAUGGGGUACGACUGAUCGGAGUGAGGUGGUGACACUGAGGGACGGCAAGUUUCUACGCAUCACAAAGCUAUUGAAAGUAGCUCUAGCUUUCGUGGAAAGACAAUGUUCAACCGAAUAUCUGUGGAUCGAUCAGAUUUGUAUUGACCAAGACGACAGGAACGAGCGAGGUCAUCAAGUUAAGCUUAUGGGUCAGAUAUACACUUCGUGUUCUCGUGUUCUUGUAUGGCUUGGUCGAAUGACUAAAUUCGACGCUGAACUUUCUUUCGUAGACGAUCUUGAGCAGAGCCAAUCAUCAAAAGACAUAUUGGUCCCAAAAAUUUCAACCAUGAGGCAUCUCAUACAUCGUUUGCGCAAGGUGGCUGGAUCUGGUGGAUCCUCUACAGGAAGUUUCUGGCUUGAAAUAUUGCAGUCACCGUGGUUCCAAAGAGCAUGGGUCUUCCAGGAAGUUGUGCUACCCCCGUCAGCACUG
Messenger RNA from Lindgomyces ingoldianus, 791 nucleotides. Its product is annotated as HET-domain-containing protein. The annotation marks the transcript as partial. The transcript is spliced from 2 exons. The record is from RefSeq and is a predicted model, not a curated record. NCBI's taxonomy places the organism in Eukaryota, Fungi, Ascomycota, Dothideomycetes, Pleosporales, Lindgomycetaceae.